Molecule: messenger RNA, 1785 nt
Organism: Bipolaris maydis ATCC 48331
Lineage: Eukaryota; Fungi; Ascomycota; Dothideomycetes; Pleosporales; Pleosporaceae
Source: RefSeq, a predicted model, not a curated record
AUGCUCAUGCGCAUUUCAGUUGCAGCUGUGGCUUCGGCCGGGCUUGUCAUAGCCCAGGCAUCUUCAGAUGAUAGUACUCACAACACGCUUGCCUCUUUUGCCUUUAUUCGAACUGGAGAGCGGACCCCCAUUCUACGAAACAAUACCCAGGUCCUGACGGCGCUAGGCGCCCAACAAAUGUACACACUUGGAGAAAACUUCAGAACAAGAUACAUUACUGGCGACUCACCAAGCAGGCUUGGUGUACAGCAUGUUGCAGGAAUGUCAGUCGAUGUCAUAGACAAUGACCAAGUACGAGUUCAAACUCUGGAAAAGCCAUAUCUUGUUUCUUCUGCACAAGCAUUUAUGCAGGGUCUAUAUCCUCCGAACAGCAAUUCCAACGGAACCGGACAAGGCACUAGCCGUCUUGCAGAUGGCACCCAGGUUGAUUACCCGCUCAACGGAUACCAAUAUGUUAGCAUCCAAGCUGCUGGUCUUGAAGACCCAGAUUCAAGAUACGUUUCUGGAUCGCAAAACUGUCCUCUUGCGCAAGUAGCUGCACUGAACUUUUUCGAAACGGACAAGUUCAAGGAAACGGAGGCGGCCAAUGCCGAUCUGUUCAAGAAAUUGAACAUAGACUGGCUGGAAGGCACGCUUCCCGAAGCAUAUUUUAAUGCCCGCUCGGCUCUUGAGAUAUCCGACUACAUCUCUUACCAAUACUCGCACAAUUCUAGCGUCUACAAAGCUCUAUCAGCAAACGACUCUGACUACACCGGUGUCUAUGACCGGCUCGGCGACCUUGCCGAUGAAGUUGCCUGGCACCUCUACGGAAACGCAUCAGACGUAUCAACCGAUGCAAACUACCAAGCCAUCGGAGGCAAGACUCUGGCCAGCUCCAUCCUCGACUCAUUCAACCUCCAAAUCGCCAACAACAAAACCAAGCCAAGUAACGAGAGCGUCCCAUCCCAGCGGCUAACCUUUUAUUUUGGCGAACAAGACGCAAUGAUGGGCCUCAUCUCCCUCCUCAACCUCGACUCCAAAUCCGCAAACUUCAAAUCCAUCCCUUCCUACGCCUCAGCCCUCAUCUUCGAACUCUUCAGCACAACCACCUCACCCAACCCCAGCCCAGACAACCUCUGGGUCCGCUUCUCCUUCCACAACGCAACAACCACAUCCGCCUCGCCACUCGUCGCAUACCCCUUGUUCAACCACGGGCCCUCCAACACAGACAUGUCGUGGCCCGACUUCUCGCGCCAACUCAGCGCCAUAGCCGUGUCCGGCAUCGCAGACUGGUGCCGCACCUGCAACAGCGGCAGUCUCUUCUGCUGGGGCGCCGAAGCAAAGAAGAGUCUCGACGACGUGCCUUCCUCGUCUCCCUCUUCCAUCCGCGAGCUCAAAUCCCGCCUCUCCCCCGUCGUCGGCGGCAUUAUCGGCGCCGUCGUUGCGCUCGUCGUUGCUGCCGUGCUUUUCGCCCUCGUCAUGCUCUUUGCCGGUGUGCGCGUGCAUCGUCCGCAACCCAACAAUGCCAAUCGUAAUGAUGGCACUGCUAAUGCCAGCGGGCUCGGCGGCUUCAAGGGCGUGGCCAAGCUGCCGUCUGAUGCCGAUUUAAGACUUACGAGUGAGGCUGGUGCGGCAGCCGCAGCCGCGGCGCGUCCAAAGAAGGGACAUGAACGCAUUGGGAGCUGGGAGAUGAAGCAUAAGGAGUUUGGCAACGAGGACAACGAGGAUGUCAGUCGGAAGAGCAGUUUUGAGAGGAUUGAUGGGGUUGUUGCGGGGGCGAGGGUGGAGCCGGCUCAAAGGUUUUAA